UCAUCAUCUUUCUCUAAGAAGAAGAAGCAUCAUGUCUCACCACUCCAGCUUCAGCACCUCUGGACACAAGCACUUCAGCUCCUGUUCAGUAGCUUUACCUAAACAUGUCAGUACACACAGCACCUUCUCCCACCACUCCAAACCUGCAGCUCAUGGACAAAAGACACAGCAUUGCUUCAGCAGCAAAAGUGCCCACAGUAUCGGAUCCAAGGGGCAUAAGAUCUCAUUGGGAAGCUUCCAUUCAGGGAAAAAUGGACAUGGAUCUGGACAUGGUGUUGGUGGUAUUGGCUCUGGAUUUGGAGGAUGCUCUGGAGGUAUCACAUCAGUAACUGUGAACCAAGGUCUCCUAGCACCUCUCAACCUAGAGAUUGAUCCAAGCAUCCAAAGAGUGAGAACUGAAGAAAGGAACCAAAUUAGAGGACUUAAUGACAAAUUUGCUUCUUUUAUUGACAAGGUAAGAUUUUUGGAGCAGCAGAACAAGAUGCUGGAGACUAAGUGGGCUCUUCUCCAAGACCAGAAAACUGCCAGGUGUCAGAUUGAGCCUCUGUUUGAGGCUUUUAUCAGUAACCUCAGAAGGCAGCUGGAGGGUCUCCAAUGUGAGAAAACUCGUCUGGAAGCAGAAAGGAACAGUAUGGAACAAAAUGUAGAGGAAACAAGGAGAAGAUAUGAAGAAGAGGUCAACAGACGCACAGCUGCCGAGAAUGAGUUUGUAGGACUUAAGAGGGACGUAGAUGCUGCUUUUAUGAACAAAGCUGAGCUCCAAGCAAAGGCUGAUUCCCUGACUGAUGAAAUCAACUUCCUAAGAACUCUCUUUGAUGCAGAAAUUGCCCAGCUUCAGGCUCAGAUCUCAGACACCUCUGUGGUUGUCUCCAUGGAUAACAGCCGUGAUCUGGACCUGGAUGGAAUCAUUUCUGAAGUCAGAGCUCAAUACGAGGAGAUUGCUAACAGGAGUAGAGCUGAAGCAGAAGCCAUGUACCAGUCACGGUUUGAGGAGCUCCGUAUGGCUGCAGGAAGAAAUGGGAAUGAUCUGCAAAGCAGCAGAGAUGAGAUCUGUGAAUUAAAUCGAACAAUUCAAAGACUAAAAGCAGAGAUUGAUAACGUAAAAGCUCAGCGCUCUGCCCUGGAAUCUGCUAUAAACGAGGCUGAAGAACGUGGAGAAGCCGCUGUCAGAGAUGCCAAGAACAAACUGUCUGAGCUGGAGGCUGCUCUGCAGAAGGCCAAGCAAGACAUGGCUCGCCAACUGCGAGAAUACCAGGAGCUGAUGAAUGUGAAACUGGCUCUGGAUAUUGAGAUUGCGACCUACAGGAAGAUGCUGGAAGGAGAAGAGUGCAGGUAA
This is a messenger RNA of Spea bombifrons (plains spadefoot toad), 1336 nucleotides long. RefSeq names its product keratin, type II cytoskeletal cochleal-like. The transcript is spliced from 7 exons. Gene Ontology annotation, molecular function: structural constituent of skin epidermis. Gene Ontology annotation, biological process: keratinization; intermediate filament organization. Gene Ontology annotation, cellular component: keratin filament. The coding region runs from base 32 to 1336 and encodes 434 amino acids. The record is from RefSeq and is a predicted model, not a curated record. Lineage: Eukaryota; Metazoa; Chordata; Amphibia; Anura; Pelobatidae.